GAAUUUGCAACUGUAUUGAAAUGUUGGUUGAGACCGAAGAGGUUGAGGAACAAGAACAGGACACAGCCAAGACCAUUUCCUCUCCCGUUGAGGCAACAGCCGGCUUCAGCUCUACUGUUAAGACUACUUUGCUGAGCUUGAGAGCCCGUUGGGGCGACUUGCAGGUUAUUGUUCACAACCAAGCGAGUAGAGCAUGCCAGCCUUCUUCUAGAUAAAGCCUAUUGCAU
This is a messenger RNA of Fusarium oxysporum Fo47, 227 nucleotides long. RefSeq lists its product as uncharacterized. NCBI's taxonomy places the organism in Eukaryota, Fungi, Ascomycota, Sordariomycetes, Hypocreales, Nectriaceae. The transcript is spliced from 2 exons. The record is from RefSeq and is a predicted model, not a curated record. The annotation marks the transcript as partial.